AGGGCAAAACCGUGGGCAGUUGCUACUGGGACACAGUAUGUUGUCUGAUGUCUGAUGAUGAAAGACCAUGAAAAACCCAAUGACCCCAGGAUACAUCACUGAUGAUGUGUCCCAGUGCAUCUGCAUGAUGUAUUUUGUAUCAUAUAAUAUUAGUAUUAUUGAUAAUAAUGAUGUAUUUGACAUUUAAAAAAAAAAAUACUAUUUUGAAUCGUCAACAAAUAUGUGCAAGCUGAGCUAUACAGCAUGUGUUGCCUAACAUAGCUAAUAUAUUAAUAACAUUUCAGCUGCCUCUGGCGGCUCAACUCGUUGUUCUGGUUCGGUGUAUUAACGCUGACCUCGUUAUACCGGAAGAGUGGAAAAACAGUAGUCAUGUCGGCCCUCAUCCUGGUCGCUGGGAUUCUCGCAGGCGUUUUUAUUUUGAUUCGGAAAAUAGUUUCGGGAAAGAGAUGUAAGAGUAAAGUACAACUCCAUGGCAAAACAGUCAUCGUUACCGGCAGUAACACAGGUAUUGGAAGAGAAACAGCUGUAGAUCUAGCCCGUAGAGGAGCUCGUGUUAUUCUGGCCUGCCGCAGUAAAGUACGUGCUGCAGGAGCUCUGGCUAUCAUCAAACGAGAGAGCCGAAGCAAUAACGUGGCGUUCAUGGAGCUGAAUCUGGCUAGUCAGAAGUCUGUUCGCUCUUUUGCUGAAACCUUCCUCAAAACGGAGAAAAGACUGGAUAUUCUUAUUAACAAUGCAGGAGUUUAUAUGCAGGGUACUACAGAGGAGGGUCUUGGGCUGAUGUUUGGAGUCAAUCAUAUCGGUCACUUCCUCUUGACCAACCUCUUACUGGACAGACUCAAAGAGUGUGGCCCAAGCAGAGUUGUUACAGUCUCCUCAGUGUGUCAUGAUUAUGGGAAGCUUGACUUUAACCUCCUCAGUGCUCACAAGGAAUUUGGAAAAGGCAACUCCUUCAUGGAUGUCUUUAGGAUAUACAGCAACAGUAAGCUGUGCAACGUGCUGUUCACACAUGAGCUUGCAAAGAGGCUUCAAGGAACUCAGGUCACCUGCUACAGCCUCCACCCUGGCGCUAUCAAUUCAGAGUUGGCUCGCAGUUAUCCGGUGUUGAAGCAGGUCUUGAAAGUCAUUGGAGCCCUGUUCUUCAAAGAUGUGGAGUCAGGUGCUCAGACAACUCUAUACUGUGCACUACAGGAGGGCAUUGAAGGUCUGAGUGGUCAAUAUUUCUCCAACUGUGGAUUAAAGAAUGUUCGGGCCAUGGCUAAGGAUGACGCAGUUGCUAAGAAGCUCUGGGAAGUAAGCGAGGUGUUUUGCGGCCUGUCAUGAGAUAAACUCAGGAUCUUAUAUCUAAAUGCUAAAUUUAUUGUUUUUGUCAGAUUUUUUUUGAUUGUUCUAAAUUUUGUGUACCUGAAAAGAAAUGUCAGCACAUUUGACUAGCUUAUUAAAAAAUAUGAAUGUGA
Molecule: messenger RNA, 1454 nt
Organism: Silurus meridionalis
Lineage: Eukaryota; Metazoa; Chordata; Actinopteri; Siluriformes; Siluridae
Gene: dhrs13b.1
Product: dehydrogenase/reductase (SDR family) member 13b.1
Exons: 5
Coding region: 370-1320 (316 amino acids)
Source: RefSeq, a predicted model, not a curated record